Molecule: messenger RNA, 1837 nt
Organism: Raphanus sativus (radish)
Lineage: Eukaryota; Viridiplantae; Streptophyta; Magnoliopsida; Brassicales; Brassicaceae
Exons: 2
Coding region: 946-1674 (242 amino acids)
Source: RefSeq, a predicted model, not a curated record
AUCUUCUCUUCUUUAUUUACAACACGUUAUCAGCACGAGACUCUAAACCCUAGCUAAAAUCCAGCGACCACAAAAACUCUAAUUUCAGCCGCAACUUUAAACCGUCAUAUCUCCCUAACCGUAAGGAUCCAGACGACGAGUAAUAUAUCAAAUUGAAGCUCGUGACGAGACGAAUCCAGCGCCGCAGACCACGCAUCAAUCCGACUCCAGACGCGCCGUCACCUCCCAGUGCAAGCCGCGCCGUCAAAGAUCAUCCAAAACCCUAAUAGCCGCCAACUCCUUAUCUCUCUUAAUUUCGAUUUCUAUUGUUCUUAGAUCUCAUACUAAUCCAACUUUGAAACUUUCAUUGUUGAUUAUUUAAGGUUUCUAAAAGAGGAACCAAGGAGAAAAGAUCGGCAAAGAUUAAGGUGCAACUAGAUUUUUCACCUAUGAUUCACGGUGAUCAUCCACGAUGAUCCGCGUUGAUCUAUGAUCCAUGAUGAUCCUCGAUGAUCCGCGAUAAUCUACGAUGAUCAGUGAUCCAAGGUGAUCCACGGUGAUCCUCGAUGAUCCACGGUGAUCCACAAUCACCGGUGAUGGAUGAUGCGCACCACAGUGCAGCUAAAUCACGAUCCGUUUUAUUUGGUCGAGGAUGUGUACCGAAUGGUACUACUAGACCAUUAAACCGCAUGGGUCAAUGUAGCAUACCAUAUGGUAUGGCUAAACCAUGCACUCUUCCAUCCCACUAUUUUCAAGGGAUUUAUAAAUCAAACAAGUUGAUUAAGAGAUGGAUGAGUUAUGAGAAAGUAAAUUUCUAAAGAGAAUGCAAACUGGCCGUAUGACCCUCUUAUUUGUUUGCUGGCAAUGUGAUUUAAUUGUGUAAUAGCCGAAUGGCAUUGGUCACACAAGCCAUAUGGCUUUAUUGUUUACAUACUGGCCGAGUGCCUUUUAUUUCUUGGAUAGCCAAUGGCAUCAGAAAUUGUAUGUACUAACACAAAUCAUUUUGAUAUGAUUCAGAUGUCGAGACUCCAUCACUCGGAUUACCCAGCCCUUGAUCUCAAUGGAGAUAAUUACCUUGAUUGGGCGAUGAACACUUCAGCCGAUUUAAAGUCUAAAGGACUUGGGAAGUGUAUCAAAUACGGCAAUGAUACCCUUGCAUAUGAAAGGCGUAGAGCUGUUUUGAUAAUGAGAAAGCAUCUCGUGAAGGAUCUGUAUGAUGAGUGCAGUUACAUCAACGAUCCUUACGAUCUCUGGUCGAGAUUGAACACCAUGUUCUUCGAGCCAUUACAAGAUGAGUCCAUGAAAGAAUGGAAGGCUCUGAGGUUCCAGGAUUAUGAAUCCGUGGAUGACUAUCACUUUGAUCUUAUGAGAAUCACCUAUAGUCUUAAACUAUGUGGUGAAGUGAUAACAAACUAUGACUUGUUAAGCAAGACUCGUGACACGAUCCAUUCAAAGGAAGUGUUGUUAUCACAGAAGGCUAAAGGUUUCACAACCUAUUACGACCUUCUCUCAUACCUUUCAGCUCUUGAGGAAAAGAAGCAGAAAAGGAAAGUCAACCUCGACAAACUCGACUAUGUUAUGGAGAUAAGUGCCGAGUAUCAUUGUGAGAUGAUAUACGGUGAUGCUGAAGAAGCUAAGAAAAGAAAAUUCGGGUGGACUCAUAUAGAUGAUGAGAUUGGUUUAUUCAUUGAAUAGAGAACCAAAUGUGAGCCAUGUCCAAGAUGUUAUUAUGGACUGGCCGGCUAUUGUUUAAGCCUUUUGACAUUCUGAUUUCAUACUUAUGAUUUGGUGUUUUGUUUUAAAUAUAAUUUGUCAUUCAAAUUUCAUAGCAUUAAUAAAAGUUUUUCUUUUAUCUUGA